Lasiodiplodia theobromae is the source of this 735-nucleotide messenger RNA. RefSeq names its product Exosome complex subunit Rrp46. NCBI's taxonomy places the organism in Eukaryota, Fungi, Ascomycota, Dothideomycetes, Botryosphaeriales, Botryosphaeriaceae. Gene Ontology annotation, cellular component: nucleolus; nuclear exosome (RNase complex); cytoplasmic exosome (RNase complex). Gene Ontology annotation, biological process: poly(A)-dependent snoRNA 3'-end processing; nuclear mRNA surveillance; rRNA catabolic process. The transcript has 3 exons. Bases 1 to 735 code for a protein of 244 amino acids. The record is from RefSeq and is a predicted model, not a curated record.
AUGUCUGCCCCCCAAGCUUCUCUGUCCGAUUUGCGCCGCGCCGAUGGUUCGGCCACCUUCUCGCAGAACGGAUAUUCGGUGCUGUGCGCCGUCAAUGGCCCGCUGGAGGUGCAGCGCCGCGACGAAUUGCCUGAAGAAGCAGCCAUCGAAGUGAAUGUGCGCCCCGCUUCCGGAGUUGGAAGCCCCAAGGAGCGCCAUCUCGAGACGCUCAUCCACAAUACGCUGCGGCACAUCAUCCUUGUCCGGAAUCACCCACGCACUCUCAUCCAAGUGACGCUGCAAGUCCUCACUGUCCCCGAGGGCGACGCCGCUGAUGACCGUUCGCGCUCCUCGAUCCUUUCCAUCCUCCCCGCUCUCCUCCAGGCCUCUGCCCUCGCUCUCGUCUCUGCGUCCAUCCCGCUCUCUACUACAUUCUCUGCUACCCUCCUUGCCGUCUCCUCGACAAACGACAUUAUCACGAAUCCCUCGGUGAAAGACCUUGCACAGGCAGCAUCACUCCAUGUAUUCGCCUUUGCACCAAAGGGUGAGCUGUUGGUAGCUGAGAGCGAAGGCAAGUUCGAUCUGGGUACUUGGGACAAGGUGCACGAUGCCGCGGCGAAGACAUGCUGCGCCCCGGAGCAAGAUGGGGAGGGGAUGGAGGUCGACGGAAAGGAACACGAGAACUUGCACUCGUUGGUGAAGGAUGCAGUCAGGCAGAAGGUGCAAAGAGACCAGGCAUGGAAGGAGGCUCCCUGA